CGCCUUCCCCCAUCCCAACCACCCAGCCGCCCGACAGGCCCUCCUCUACUACAACGCCGGCCAGGCACCCAGGAUCGCUCAAAAGCCGCUGUAUUCCCGCCGUCCAAGACGCACCCUCUCGCCUCUCGCUCUUUACUCGAUUCAAUCCUUGGCCAUGUCGGACUGGUCUACUGAUUCCUGGAGAUCCAAGAACGUCCAUCAGGACGUUAUCUACGAAAACCAGCCCGAGCUUGACUCGGUCCUCCAGAAGCUGGGUCGCCUCCCUCCGCUGGUGGCCGCCGAGGAGAUCUCCAAGCUCAAGCACCAGCUCGCGGAAGUUGCUGCCGGCAAGAGCUUCCUGCUGCAGGGCGGCGACUGCGCCGAGUUGUUCGACUAUUGUGCCAAGGACCCAAUCGAGAACAAACUCAAGGUCCUUUUGCAAAUGUCGCUCAUCCUGACUUGGGGUGGGCGCACGCCCGUGGUUCGCAUCGCCCGCAUGGCGGGACAGUACGCAAAGCCCCGAUCGAAGCCGAUGGAGGUCAUUGACGGCGUCGAGUACCACGCCUUCCGUGGAGACAACGUCAACGGCAUCGAUCUUUCCGAUCGCAAGCCCGAUCCCCAGCGUCUCCUGGGUGCCUACUUCCACUCCGCAGCCACGGUCAAUUAUGUGCGCUCGCUCUUGUCCAACGGCUUUGCUGAUCUCCAUCACCCUGACAACUGGAACCUCGACAACUGGAACCUGGAGCAUGUCGUCUGCCCCCGUGUCCGCCAAGAGUACCAGUACAUUCUCGACCGCCUGAGCGAUACGAUCGAGUUCAUGAAGGUCACGGGUGCUGAUAACACGUCGGUGCAGUCCUUCAACACUGUCGACAUGUUCAUGUCCCACGAAGGCCUGCUGCUCGAGUACGAAUCCAGACUCACGCGAGAGGCCAAGGACGGCAAGCACUACAAUCUCGGCACCCACUUCUUGUGGAUCGGCGAUCGCACCCGCCAGCUUGACGGCGGUCAUAUCGAAUACUUCAGAGGAAUCGAGAACCCCAUCGGCAUCAAGUGCGGUCCUUCGCUUCAACCGGAUGAACUCGUGGCCCUGCUGGAUGCCCUCAACCCCACCUACGAGGCUGGAAAAAUCACUCUGAUUACCCGCUAUGGCCAUGAAAAGAUCGCCGACUAUCUCCCCAGCCACAUCCAAGCCGUCCAGAAAACCCCGCACUGGGGCAAGGUGGUCUGGUGCUGCGAUCCCAUGCACGGCAACACCGAAACCGUUCAGGGCGUCAAGACUCGCCGUUUCGAUCACAUUGUCUCGGAGCUCGGCCAUGCCUUCCGACUGCACAAGGAGAACAAUUCCAGGCUGGGCGGUGUGCACUUUGAGCUCACCGGCGAUCGCGUCACCGAGGCCCUCGGUGGAUCGAUGCAACUUUCCGAAGAGGAUCUCUCCCGCAACUAUCAGACUUUCUGCGAUCCUCGGCUUAACUACGAGCAAUCCAUGGAUGUUGCCUUUUUGAUCGCCAAGUACUACCAGGAUGAGCGCAAUCCUCUGAUCCGCUUGUAGAGACCCGGCUGCGCGCGGGUGAUCGACCUGAAGCCUGACCAUCUUGCUUCCGUAUGCGGGUUGCGUGCAAGGGCUCCUGGGCCUUCGAUCGUGCAGCCCCUGCCCUUAUUUGUAGCUUUCCUUUCUCUUGUACCUCUUGCUUUGCCUGCACCCAUCGCGCUGGAUGGUGCCCUAUGCUUGAGACAUGUCCUUGAACAAA
Molecule: messenger RNA, 1727 nt
Organism: Polychytrium aggregatum
Lineage: Eukaryota; Fungi; Chytridiomycota; Chytridiomycetes; Polychytriales
Product: DAHP synthetase
Exons: 6
Coding region: 155-1528 (457 amino acids)
Biological process (GO): aromatic amino acid biosynthetic process
Molecular function (GO): 3-deoxy-7-phosphoheptulonate synthase activity
Source: RefSeq, a predicted model, not a curated record